AUGGAAGUUCCUAUUAUAUCAUCCCUGCAGAAGAUUAUUCUGUAUGAGUCUAAAAUGCGGUUUUAUAUUGUUGGGUCUAACGUGACAGAAACUAGAUUUCGUGUUUUAAAGAUUGAUAGAACAGAACCCAGAGAACUUCAUAUUCAAGAUGAUAAGAUUGAAUAUGAUAGAGAUGAAGUUAUCAAUGUAUUAACUACACUAGAUCAUGGUAAUAGAACUAAAGGAAAGGGAACUGGUAUAAGACAAACUUUAUCAGCUUAUGGUAUAUUUGGUUUUGUUAGGUUCCUAGAAGGUUAUUAUGUAGUUCUAAUAACUAAGCGUAGUUGUAAACAGUUAAUUGGACCUCAUGCUAUAUAUAAAAUAGAGGAUACUAGUAUGGUAUAUAUACCAAAUGAUGCAGUACGUUAUUUCCAUCCAUUGGAGAGUCGAUAUGUCAAAAUAUUUCAAACUAUGGAUCUGUCCAGUGACUUUUACUUCAGUUAUAGUUAUGAUUUAACUAAUACACUGCAGUAUAACAUGAUACCAGCUCAUAUACCAAAUACUUCUAAUAGUGGUUCACAACAUAAUAACGGUUCACAGCAUAAUAGCGUUAUUGGUGUCAGAGGACAGCCAUCAUGGAAGUUUGUGUGGAAUCGUCAUUUGUUGAAAGGAUACUGGGAUGUGGUUCAUACUGAUUGGGUGUUAUUUAUAACUCAUGGUUUCAUUGGACAAUGCAAACUAGAUGUUUAUGGUAAACCUAUCUAUAUAACAUUAAUAGGAAGACGAUCUAAUCAAUAUGCUGGAACCAGAUUUUUAAAAAGAGGGUCAAACUGCAAGGGAGCUGUAGCAAAUGAAAUAGAAACAGAACAGAUUGUACAUGAUGGAUCAAGAACAUUUCUUGAUAAAGGUUGUAUUUCAUCCUUUACUCAAGUACGUGGAUCAGUACCUUUAAGUUGGUCACAAGAUGUUGUCAAGAUGGUACCUAAACCAGCAAUUUUGAUGGAUAAACGAGAUCCAUAUGCUGAAGUCGCUGGUUUACAUUUUAAUGGUUUAUUGAAGAGAUAUGGAGCCCCAAUUAUAGUCCUAAAUCUAGUCAAGAGAAGAGAAAAAAGAGCACAUGAAAGUAUAUUGAAGGAAGAAUUAAUGGAAACAAUCAAAUAUUUAAAUCAGUUUCUACCACCACAACAUGCUUUACAAUAUAUAGGAUUUGAUAUGGCCCAUGUUAGUAAAAGGAAAAAUGGUGAUGUUCUAGUCAGAUUAGCUAAAAUAGCUAAAUAUUGUAUAAAACAAACAGGAUUCUACCUCCACUUACCACCAGGUUGUAAUGGUAGUAUCAAACAUGAUGAAAGAUUAAAGAGUUUAAAUAAUAAAUGGACUAUAAAUGGAUGUAGACAGAAUGGAACAGUAAGAACUAACUGUGUAGAUUGUUUAGAUAGAACUAAUACUGCACAAUUUGCUGUUGGAAAAUGUGCUUUAGCUUAUCAGUUAUACUGUUUAGGAGUAAUAGAAGAAACAGAAUUAGAUUUUGAUACAGAUUGUGUAAGAAUGUUAGAAAUGUUAUAUGAAGAUCAUGGUGAUACGGUAGCAUUACAAUAUGGUGGCUCUCAGCUAGUUCAUCGUAUUAAAGGUUAUCGUAAAAUAGCACCCUGGACAGAACAUUCUAGAGAUAUCAUGCAAACAUUGUCCAGAUAUUAUAGUAACGCAUUCUCAGAUUUAGAAAAACAACAAGCUAUCAAUUUAUUUCUGGGUAUAUUUGUACCACAAGAAGAUAAAGCUAAUAUAUGGGAACUGACAACAGAUUACUAUUUACAUAAUAAUAACUGUACCAAAUUAUUGGGAAACUGUAGAAAACUAUAUUCUCAAUGGUGGGAUAAUUGUGUGAUUGAACAUUUGCCUUUCUCUGCUGAUGAAGAGAUGAAGAAAGAUUGUUUAUCAGUGUGUCAAACUAGUCUAGAUGAUGAAAGAGUCAAUGAAUUUGAUGAAUAUUAUAAACCAUGGACGUUAACAAUUUUAGAAGAUUUAACUUGUUUUAAGUUAUCUAAUUCUAUGAGGAAUUUCAUGCAGAAAGGCACUGGAACUAAAGAAAUGAGUCCAUUUACUGUUCGAGUUUUACCAACACAUAUAACAGAUUCAGUCAAUCUUGGUGGUAAGAAUCCUAAUAUAAGUGGUAAAGAUUCCACUAUGUCUGUAGGAUCAGAAGGUAGUACUAGUAGUAGUGAUGAUAGUGAUGUAGAAGGAGAGAUGUGUUUAUCAGAUUCUACUAGUGAAUGUCAUAGUGAUGGGGAAUCCAGCUAUAUCUCCCUACAGGACAUCUUUCCUUCCAUGAAAACAGUAUAUAAAUAUGAUAUAUCAGAACCUUCUAAACGAGAUCAAAACUUAUAUCAAAGAUAUGUAGACUUGGGUAAAAAAGUCAAUGUAAAUAAAAAAUCAAAACAACUGAAACCAUCACUUGAAUUAUUUGCAGUCAGUGCUUUUAAACUUGAUAGUUGUUAUAGUGUAGAACCACCACCAAUUAGUAAACAUGCUCGAGAUAUUUACCAAGCUUAUAUUGAUAGAGGUUGCCAUGGUCCUGGUAAACCUCGAGACAAAGACUACAUCAUGUAUCAAAAAUAUGUUGGAUCCAAAUAUGGAUAG
Messenger RNA from Lottia gigantea (owl limpet), 2613 nucleotides. RefSeq lists its product as hypothetical. The transcript is spliced from 23 exons. Gene Ontology annotation, biological process: phosphatidylinositol dephosphorylation. Gene Ontology annotation, molecular function: phosphatidylinositol-3,5-bisphosphate 5-phosphatase activity. The record is from RefSeq and is a predicted model, not a curated record. The coding region runs from base 1 to 2613 and encodes 870 amino acids. Lineage: Eukaryota; Metazoa; Mollusca; Gastropoda; Lottiidae. Gene Ontology annotation, cellular component: intracellular membrane-bounded organelle.